GGCGACUGAUCAGCCACAAGUAUGUUAUUGUGUCGUUUAUGUGGUAUAAACCUUCAAAAUGGAAGGCUUAAAAAUAUAUUUGAAGAUUCGACAGAUCUAAAACAAAAAAUAAUAGACACAUUACCAAUUAAUAUAUCUCCAUUGGAUGGUGGUUCUAAAUUUGUAUGCAUAUCCUGUCAUGACAAAGUUAUUCUUUAUCAUAAGUUUAUUCAAGAAGUUUUAAAGUAUGAAAAAGAAUUAGAUAGCGAAGAAAGUAAUUGUUUUCAUGAGUUUACAAGAAAUGAAAAAGAACAAACAGAUAUAUUUGCCAAGAUUUGUAGUGAUACAGUAUGCCCAUGCCCAAAUUGUAAUGUCGAUUUAAUGAUAUUAUUAGUUAGUAAUCCACAAAACUGUGAUUAUAGUUUUCAAAUUUCACUAGCAAUUGUUGGUCAUACAGAGAAAAUUUAUCCUACAAAAGAGCAAAAUCUUCAAAACUUUGAAAAACCUAUAGCACUUAAUAUAAAACAAGACAAUGUAAAUUCACAAAACUGUAUCAAAUUAAAAGCAAAUAUGAAUGGAGAAAGUAGGGAAAUAAAAAACAUUAACCGUAAAAAUACAUUGGCAUAUAAUAUGACCGGUAAGGAAAAUUCUUUAAACAGGACACAGAAAGAUGUUAAAAGAAAAUUUAAAAGAAAUAUAACAUAUAAAGAAACUUCAAAUUCUGUCAAGAUUCCUAAAUUAGAAGUAAUUUAUGAACCAUAUCCUGAAUUUGUAAAUUGUAAGGAUACAAACGAAUCAGUAAAAUUAGAAUCUACUUAUAAUAAUAUUGUAUGGUUCAAUUGUAAAGAUGAUUGUAACUCUAUGACAGAUAAACAAUAUGAAAAAAUCAUUAAUAACGAUGAUAUUAAAACAGAAGACAAAGAUAAUAUAAAAUCUUGUCCAAGAAUCAUAUGCAAUUUAUGUGGUGCUCGCUAUCUUUCACAAUUAAAAUAUGAAUUUCAUAUGGAAAGACACAAAUUUGAUUGUAUGGAUAAAUAUGUAUGUAUUGUUUGUAGAAAAGAAGCAAGUAAUGAAAAUUUAUUGUGGGAUCAUUAUUAUUACACACAUAAAAACUCGCAACGUUUUGUUUGCUUGGAAUGUGAUAAGUUAUUCUCAAAAUAUGCAAGAAUAAAAGGACAUCAAAAGAAACAUAAACAUUCUGGUAUUCAAGAAAUAAAUGUUGAUAUUGGUAAUAAUGAAAUUGAUAAUAAUACAAAGAAAGAACUUGCAGUAAAAAUACAAGGAAAAACAUUUACCAACUGUAAUCUAUGUGGAAAAUUAAUUUUUGAUUUAGAUCCAGAUGCUAUUAAUGACUUGGUUACUUGUUCUUCUUGUGAAGAUUCUACUCUUUCUUUAGUUGUAGAUGGAAAUGAAGCAAAAGUAAUAUCACCCCGUCAAUAUCAUUGUUCCAAAUGUCCUAAACAUUUUGUACGUAAAGAAAGAUUGGAAUUUCACGAAAUGCGGCACAAUGAAAAUAUGAAAGAAUUUAUUUGUAGUACUUGUGGCAAAGAGUUCAGCGCAGAAAAUUCUUUAUACGAGCAUUAUCUCUUUGUUCAUAAAGGUGCAAGACCUUAUAUUUGUGAAUUAUGUGGUAAGUCGUUUCAAUUGAAAGCACGUUUACGAGAGCAUCAUCGUACUCAUACUGGUGAAAGACCUUUUCAAUGUGACGUGUGUGGACAAAAAUGUACAACUAAAAAUGCUUUAAGACUUCACAGAAAGAUACACUUUUCUCAUAACCGUUAUAUUUGUAAUAUAUGUAAUAAAUCAUUUAGGAAGAAACAAAACAUGAAUGAACAUUUAGAAAAACAUUGGAAACAUGAUAAAAAUAUAUUAUUACCACAAGUAUUUACAUGCCCUAUAUGUAUGGAGGAUUUUCCAACAUACAGAAUGUUAAAAUAUCACAUGAUAGAAACCCAUGAAAUUAGUAAUCAAGAUCCAAUUUUAAUUGAACAAAAACCAUGGUAUGAAUGUGAAGAAUGUCACGAAAAAUUUAAACAUCAAAUGUCCUUAAAAGCACACAAAGAACGAAUACACGAGGGUAAAGUAGAUCCUAUAUAUCAAUGUGAUAUUUGUAAUGCCUCUUACAGAGUAAAACAACUUUUAAUAAAUCAUAUAAGAAGUAAGCACAAUGGUGAAAAACGAUAUAAAUGUGCACAGUGUGAGAAGGGUUUCAAUGACACUAAAUCUUUGUAUAAUCACGUUCUCCUACAUACCGGUAAAAAACCAUUUGUUUGCGAAUAUUGCAAUAUGAGUUUUAGACGUAAAGACUCGAGGGAUCAUCAUCAAAGAAAACAUACAGGUGAAUUACCUUAUCAGUGUCAGGAUUGUGGAGAACAUUUUGCUACAUACAAUUAUCGAUCAAAGCAUCGUAAACAGCAUCAUGACAAAGGUGAUUUAGAAUGUCCCGAAUGUGGAGAAAAAUGUAAUGAUCAACAAGAAAUUAGAAUUCAUUUAAAUAAUCAUCUAGGUGAAAAAUUAAAGCAGUUGCAAAAUGUCUAAUAUCAUAGUAAUGUUAAAUAAAUGAUGGUUUGAUAUAAAAUAUAGUUGUUGUAUAAAUAUACAUAAUUUUACAUUAA
This is a messenger RNA of Vespula pensylvanica (western yellowjacket), 2594 nucleotides long. Its product is annotated as zinc finger protein 814-like. The record is from RefSeq and is a predicted model, not a curated record. The coding region runs from base 22 to 2517 and encodes 831 amino acids. The transcript is spliced from 2 exons. Gene Ontology annotation, cellular component: nucleus. NCBI's taxonomy places the organism in Eukaryota, Metazoa, Arthropoda, Insecta, Hymenoptera, Vespidae. Gene Ontology annotation, molecular function: zinc ion binding.